Molecule: messenger RNA, 2182 nt
Organism: Pungitius pungitius (ninespine stickleback)
Lineage: Eukaryota; Metazoa; Chordata; Actinopteri; Perciformes; Gasterosteidae
Gene: hoxc4a
Product: homeobox C4a
Exons: 2
Coding region: 24-818 (264 amino acids)
Biological process (GO): positive regulation of transcription by RNA polymerase II; anterior/posterior pattern specification; embryonic skeletal system morphogenesis
Cellular component (GO): nucleus; nucleoplasm
Molecular function (GO): RNA polymerase II cis-regulatory region sequence-specific DNA binding; DNA-binding transcription factor activity, RNA polymerase II-specific
Source: RefSeq, a predicted model, not a curated record
AUUAUUUUCCACUCCAGAAAUUAAUGAUCAUGAGCUCGUAUUUGAUGGAGUCUAACUACAUUGAUCCGAAAUUUCCUCCAUGCGAGGAAUAUUCGCAAAAUAACUACAUCCCUGAGCAUAGUCCCGAAUAUUACAGCCGCGCAAGGGAGACUGGCUUCCAGCAUCACCAUCAGGAGUUAUAUCCUCCGCGGGCGAGCUACCAAGAGCGCCAGUAUAACUGUGCAAGCAUCCCUGAACCUGACACGCCAAGGGGACAUGGAGUACCCCAUUCUGCGCACCUGCUGACAGGGAAAGGGCAACCAGCUUCAUGUGAAACCCCCCAGUUGUCCAUGUCCCCCGCUACCCCACCAGCCGCAACCUCCGCCUGCAACCAAGCUACCCCGGAGCAUCCAAACAGCACAGCCUCCUCCAAGCAGCCCGUGGUGUACCCGUGGAUGAAGAAAAUUCAUGUCAGCACUGUGAACCCGGGUUACAAUGGGACGGAGCCCAAGCGGUCUAGGACAGCCUACACGCGGCAGCAGGUCUUAGAAUUGGAGAAGGAAUUCCACUAUAACCGAUAUUUAACUCGGCGGAGGCGCAUCGAGAUCGCCCACACCCUGGUUCUCUCCGAGCGACAGAUUAAAAUCUGGUUUCAAAACCGCAGGAUGAAAUGGAAAAAGGAUCACAGGCUGCCGAACACCAAAGUGAGAUCCUCUUCCUCCUCCGGGUCCAACACAAGCUCGGCAGCCGGCGCUGUGGCCGCUGCUUCGGCCACUAACACUGGGGCCCCCGACGAACUCACCGGAGCGCAGCAUGGCGAGGAUAUUACCAGGUUAUAAAACCACGAACGGAGGGGAAGAAAAAGGACUGGUUAUUUAUAGAACAAUUAUAUAUUUUGUUUUCGUAGGUAUCUUGUGCAGUUUCCUUUAACUCCAACGUUAUAUAAAAUGCAUGUUAUAUGGCAUGGAUUAUUGCGAAUACUGCGAAUAAUUUUUACGUGACACAGGGUUUAAUUUAUUUGAAGCUCAAUUAAGAUGAUGUUUUUUAUUAAAAAAAUGUUUUGAAUGAAGGAAAAUAAUUGUAGAAAAAAAUAUACGUUUUAUCAAAAUGUUAUUGUGGGCCAUUGUUUUGCCCUGGUGCCCAAGGUGAAAUGCACAAUCUAUUUAUUUCAAACAACACUGGAAGGAAAUCAAUAUAAUAAUAGUUAUUUUUGGUAUAAAAAAGCUGGAACAUACCAUUGAUCUUGAACUUGUAUUGUUUUGGACAAUAACAGUGUGUAAAUUACCUCGUGUAUUUCAGAAACAGGAUUUUGAUUUACAAUUUAGUUUUGUGGUGUUAAUGUUGUGUUUAGACCGUUAAACCGCAGAUUAUUGUGCAAUGCAAUAAACGGAGUGUAGUGUUGUGCUAAUCAUGUUGGUCAAUAAAAUAGUGAGUGUCUACUAGUUUUAUACGUUUGGUCACACUUCAUUUUAGGCAAGAUGAGGUCUGCUGUAGUUUUAUGGCUUUUUUGGAAGGAUCACCUUAAAAAGUGUACAGAUGUGUAUUUGAACAUUUCAUGAGGGAAACAAGAAGCACUGUGUUUUUAAAAUUGUGAUUGUAAAUCCUGCAGCUCAUUCUUGCGUUUUCAGCAACGUGCACAGACGGCGUGUGUUUGUGUGCGUGUGGUGAGUGUGUGUGUGUGUGUGUGCGCGCGCGCGCGUGUGUGUUUGGGGGGAGGGGGGGAGUGCUCCUUCGUUCUGACUUGAACACAAAGCUGCAUGCUUUCGGUUUAAGAGGGCAUCUGUUAGAUUACACAGAUCUGUUGUUAAAAUAUUCUUAUUCAUUUUGUAACCUGGUAUUUUUCCUGCUUUUUCCCCCCCUGCAGUCCAAAUGUACAGAAAUAAAAAAAAAACUAAUACAAUACGGUCUUGAGACGCAGAUAGAUUCUAUAACGCGUCAUGUGGUAAUGGCGUAAAUUAACUGACCUUUGUUAUCAGUCUCUGUUGAAGUGCAUUUGGCUCAAAGAAAUCAAUGCUGAUGGUUUCUGGUUGGCUCACUCUCGGUUUGUGCUUGUGUAAACACUUUGCCAUAUUUACCUGCUGUCUCCCCAGUGGCUGAUUUGCCUCCCGAGUGUGUGCAGCAGCUCGCGAGAAUUCAAGAAACACGACAACUACAAUUGUUUUUUAAACGGUGCGUCUGGCUGCACGCCGGUGGACCGACAGGA